CCCGCUCAUUCCCCGCUCCUCCACGCUGUUUCCGGGAGCCGCGGGCAGGUGAGGAGGCGGCGGCGGAGCGGGGGUGGCCGCGAUGAGGCUGCUGCUGCUGGCGUGUCUGCGGGCACGGACCGGCAACGCCACCACCGCCGCCAGGAUACAGGGUCAUCUACAUGCUGCAGGUCAUAUCUGUGUUCUUAAAGAUGCUUUCAUGUAUGAAAGUCCAGCUGAAAUUGCCGAUCUAACCUCCACAGACAAGUUUGAUGCAGCCCUGGCCAUUCAUCUUUAUAAAGGAGGCAGACUUCUGCAAGGGAGCAGAAUUCCUUUUGGGAUCAUCUUUGGUGGGACAGAUGUAAAUGAAGACAUCAGAUGUGAAGAGAAACGUCGGGUAAUGGGAGCAGUGCUAGAGGAAGCCAGGUUUGCAGUGGCUUUCACAGUGGAAAUGAAGGAACUGGCAGCAGCAGAGUGGCCAGAGGCGAGGAAGAAAAUAUAUGUCCAAACUCAAGGAAUUAAGACAACACCCAGUGAAACAUUUGACUGGUACAGAUUUCUAGAACAUGCAGACCUUCCUACAGAUACAGACAGUUUACAUCUCUUUCUUUUGAUAUGUGGACUUCGAAGAGUAAAAGACCCUCUGUAUUUACUGGAAGUUUUUUCUGAUUGGCACAGAAAGGAUCCCAGUGUUCAUCUGGGCAUUAUUGGACCUGCAGUCGACCCGCUUUUUACCAGCGAAGUUAAGGAAAAAGUUAAAAGGGCACCUGGAGUACAUUUAUUGCAGGAGCUGCCCCAGGAUGAUCUCCACGCUGCUAUGAAGAGGUGCUUUGCCGUGGUGAACAGCUCCAUUUCAGAAGGGAUGUCUGCUGCCAUUCUGGAGGCAAUGGAUUUAGAAGUUCCAGUGCUGGCAAGGAACAUUCCAGGGAAUGCAGCCAUAAUAAAACAUAAGGAAACAGGACUGCUGUUUUCAAAUCCCCAGUUCAGUGAACUCAGACUAGGUGUCAGCCUUGCUGAAGGUUUGUGCUGCUCAGAGCUGCCAGCCACCUGUUGCACUGGAGCUUGAAGGCUCCAUAACCAAACCCUGGAAGAGUUGCUCUGGAUUUGUUGGGUUUGCCUUCAGGUAACAAAUGAAAUGCAAACUCGCAUCAGACAAGCUGUGGCUCACCAGAGGAGACCGAGGAGCCUGACGUUUGAAACAAUACAUUUUCAGUAGUUUCUAGCAGGAAGUGUUAAUAUAAUGCAUUCUUAGGUGCAAGAUACUGCUCAGUCAGAAAAAUUAAUCAUGAGAAUUAAGUAAAGUAUUCAGAUGAAGUUUCUGUGAAGAUAAGUAAGAGGUGGGAGAGAGGGAGCACUACCCGUAUUUAAAUGCUGGAAAUUUUCAUUUCACUGGAUUUUCCUGCACUGGGGCUUUGCUGUUCCAUAUUCAUAGAUGCUCUGGAAGAAGACGUUCAGCCACAGAUUCCCUCAGUAUUUUAUCCAAGUCAAGAUUUAAAAAAACAUACUAGAAUAGUCCACUUGAUGAUUUUGCAAAGUAGAAAAGGUAUCAUAUUUAUUUACUUUGUGGUGUGUGGGAUUAAUGCAUCCUAUUAAGUUGUGUUUCAGGAAGAUGAAUCCUCUUGGUUAGUUUUGGAGGUUUUUCUUGAUAGAAAAAUUCUUGCAACGGUGGUUUUGUUUAUUUGUUCUGGAAUAUUCAAUGAUUCCAAUGAUUUCUACAAAAAAAAAGAAAUAUUUCUUUGAUA
This is a messenger RNA of Empidonax traillii (willow flycatcher), 1721 nucleotides long. RefSeq names its product glycosyltransferase 1 domain containing 1 (gene GLT1D1). The coding region runs from base 83 to 1045 and encodes 320 amino acids. The record is from RefSeq and is a predicted model, not a curated record. The transcript has 12 exons. Lineage: Eukaryota; Metazoa; Chordata; Aves; Passeriformes; Tyrannidae. Gene Ontology annotation, molecular function: glycosyltransferase activity.